This is a messenger RNA of Caenorhabditis briggsae, 345 nucleotides long. The coding region runs from base 1 to 345 and encodes 114 amino acids. NCBI's taxonomy places the organism in Eukaryota, Metazoa, Nematoda, Chromadorea, Rhabditida, Rhabditidae. The transcript has 3 exons. The record is from RefSeq and is a predicted model, not a curated record.
AUGUACGAGCCAUCUCGACAAGUGUUGGACUAUCGCCAUAUUGAGCAAAUCAACACUAUCGUUUUCCAUCUCCGUGAGCUGUCUCGUCUGGUGACCACCCAGAUCGGAGUGAUCCCAAAUACGGUAGUCGGCCAGCUUCGCAGCCUCAAUCAGCGUAUCAUGGACAAUAUUGAGCUCAUCGAGGGAGAUAUGGCUCGCAAUGAGCGGGCACCAUUUGAGGCCAAACUCGAGUAUUAUCAUACGGAAUAUCAGGAGAUGCUAGUUCUCUACCAGGAGCUCAUGGCCAUUCUCUACAACAUUCCACCACCACCACCACCACCAUCUGCCGAAUCACAACAGGAAUAA